AUGCCUCCAAAAAAUAAGCAGAGGAAAGUGAUACAUCAAGAUGAACUGCGACGGUUAAUGAGAGCGAAACAAAGGCAAACGAUAGAUAAGAAUCGUGUCGAAUCCCCAUACGCCAAGUACAACAGUCUCGAUCACCUUAGCUGCGUACUCUGCAACGAGCGGGUAAAGAAUGAACUAUUGUGGCAGACUCACAUUCUUGGAAAACAGCACAAGGAGAAAGUUGCCGAGCUCAAGGGGUCUAAACAAAGUUCUACAAGUCAAGGACCCCAGCCCCCGCUGAAAAGGAAAGCAUUGGAUUCUGAAGACACGAAUGGGAAGAAGUCUAAACCAGUGGCAGGUACAGAGAAGUCAUCUACGUCAAGGCUGCCUGAUGAUUUCUUUGCGAAACCUGCCCCGCCAGGGCCGAAGAAACUAACUGGAAUUUUGAAAAAAACGACAUCUGCUGGAUUGAGUCUGCUGGCCGGAGUCUAUGAUGAGGACGACAAUGAUGAAGAUGAGGCUGGUGACCAGGGGGCAGCCUCUAGCUUGGUUGUGCAGAAGGGGGCACCUGCCCCAGGACUCCCACCUGAUUUCUUUGACAACAGCACCAUUCCAGCAGUCCCAGCUGCUUCUCAUUCGGGGUCUAUCCUCAAACCAGAUGAAACUGAGAAGAGUGUGGAGAAGAAGGGAAAUACACCUGAAGCACUACCAGAAGGCUUCUUUGACGACCCAGUGAGAGAUGCCAAAGUCCGUAAUGUGGAUGCCCCCAAAGAUCAAAUGGAUAAGGAGUGGGAAGAGUUCCAAAAGGAAAUGCGGCAGGUGAACACCAAAUCAGAGGCCAUUGUAGCUGAGGAUGACGAGGAGGGUCGUCUUGAGCGUCAGAUUGAUGAAAUUGAUGAGCAAAUCGAAUGUUACCGGAGGGUUGAGGUAUUGAGAGAUAAGCAAGAUAUGGUGAAGAAGGUUGUGAAGGAGAAAACAGAAAACCAGGAAGACUCCAGCGGAAGCGAUGAGGACGAAGAAAAACUUCUCCACUUGUUGUCAAGGGACUGGCGGGCCAAAGGGGCCCUUGCUUAA
Molecule: messenger RNA, 1053 nt
Organism: Coregonus sp. 'balchen'
Lineage: Eukaryota; Metazoa; Chordata; Actinopteri; Salmoniformes; Salmonidae
Source: the annotation of a GenBank genome assembly